AUGUCAAAUAAUAUAGAAAAUAAUCAUAAUAAUAAUAAUAAUAAUAAUAAUGAUCAGAAAUCAAAUGAAGUAGCAAUAGAUGAGAGUAUGCUACUUGCAAAUAGAAAGAAAGCAUUAGAGAAAGAGAUAGAUGAUAUCAAUAGAUUGAUUCAGAAGAAAGAGAGACUACCGGAUGCACCGACCAACCAUUGGUAUCAAUCGUACCCACUGAUCGACAAGACCGUCAGUCAUCCAGAUUUCGACGUUUGGCGAAUCAAUACGAUUCUCAUGGGAUUCUCUGGUCUUGCAAUGGGUGGUAUCAUCGGUUACUCCGACGGUCUACAAGCAAUCAAAGAUCAAUUGAAACGUGCAUCACAUAAUCCUUUGUCAGCAUCAGAGUUCCAAAUGAAUGGUAGAAAGAUAUUAGGUCAGAGCGUAUUUAGAACAUCACUUAUCUAUUCCUAUAGAUUGUCAUUAUAUACAGGUUUAUUUUUGGGAACAGAUUUGCUUUUAAAGAACAAUGUCAUUGGAGAUAAACCUUUGAUCAAUCGUACUAUAGCUGGAUGUACAGUUGGUAUUUUAGCUGGUUAUCAUAUAAGACAUAGAGCAGGACCAAACAGUAUUUUAUUAGGUAGUAUUUUAGGUAGUGGUAUUGGUUUCUUAUCAGGUGCAAUGGAUAUUGGAAUUUCAAAGAUAUUUGAUAGUGGUGAUAGUGAUCAAAAAAGAAAAGAUAUUUCACAACUAUAA
Messenger RNA from Heterostelium album PN500, 726 nucleotides. RefSeq lists its product as uncharacterized. Bases 1 to 726 code for a protein of 241 amino acids. The transcript has 3 exons. NCBI's taxonomy places the organism in Eukaryota, Evosea, Eumycetozoa, Acytosteliales, Acytosteliaceae. The record is from RefSeq and is a predicted model, not a curated record.